AUGAAGCGUGAGUUUGUGUCCAAUUUUCGAGUGUCGAAGGCAUUGUUCACUGCACUACACAGUAAAAUUGCAUCGUGUCUUGCUCCGAAACAUAUGCGUGGAUUAUCAUCGCAAGACAAACUGGCGGCAACUUUAAAAUUUCUUGCCCAAGGGUCAUACCAGCAAGGUGUUGGUAUCGAUUUCACUGUUGCAAUUGGUCAAUCAACGUUUUCCGAUAUUUUUCAUGAAACGUUGUGCGCCCUUGAAAAGGAAAUCGGUAACGAAGAUACUCUAGAAAUGACCGAAGGAGAAAAGACUGCAGCAAGACGGUAUUUUUACGAAAAAUCUGAGAUUCCGGGAGUUGUGAUGUGUGUGGAUGGAACCCACAUCAGAAUCACUGCACCAAAACAAAACAAAGAAAGUUUUUACAAUCGCAAGGGUUUUUACAGCAUGAAUGCAAUGAUGCUUUAUGACCAUCGGAAGCUUAUUCGAUUUGUCAAUGCCAAAUUUCAUGGAUCGCAUCAUGAUUCAUUUGUUUACAGCAACAGUCCAUACAGCAUAGUCUUUUGGACAAUACAUAUUAUUAAAAAUAUGUGA
Molecule: messenger RNA, 576 nt
Organism: Anopheles coustani
Lineage: Eukaryota; Metazoa; Arthropoda; Insecta; Diptera; Culicidae
Product: putative nuclease HARBI1
Exons: 3
Coding region: 1-576 (191 amino acids)
Source: RefSeq, a predicted model, not a curated record